This is a messenger RNA of Aspergillus pseudonomiae, 1157 nucleotides long. RefSeq names its product beta-lactamase-like protein. The coding region runs from base 248 to 1108 and encodes 286 amino acids. The record is from RefSeq and is a predicted model, not a curated record. Lineage: Eukaryota; Fungi; Ascomycota; Eurotiomycetes; Eurotiales; Aspergillaceae. The transcript is spliced from 9 exons. Gene Ontology annotation, molecular function: hydroxyacylglutathione hydrolase activity.
CUGACUUAUACCUGUGUAAUUGAAAGGAACGCCAGCAUUGUACGUUCAGAACAAGAAGAUGGCUAGUAUGGAUGCUUGGGCUACUGAACUGCCUUAGGCAGAUGCCCGAAACCUCAGGCUCUAACAUACCCAAUGUGGAAUAGCGGCGGGCAUUUCAGCAGGUAUGAAGUAAUCCCCAAUCACCAUCGUACUGAAGCUCUCCCCGCAUCCACCGGCGCUCGUUUGAUUUCAAAUCAACUACUCAUCCAUGAGCUUCGCAAGACUAUUCCGACCCCUCAUCGGUUCUCCAUUUCGAGCCCAGAAUCGUUCUGUCCCAGCCCAAGCGCAGCACAUCCGAGCCAUGCAUAUCCAAUCGAUUCCCAUGUGGACGGGGAAGGGAAAUAACUACGCCUACCUCGUGACGGACGAGCCAACCAAGCAGUCCGUGAUCAUUGACCCGGCUAACCCGCCAGAAGUAGCACCGGUGCUGAAGAGCCAAAUCGCAGAUGGCAAGAUUGAUCUGACAGCUAUUGUUAAUACUCAUCACCAUUGGGAUCACGCGGGCGGCAAUGAUGAAUUGCUCAAAAUCUUCGGCAAGCUCCCCGUUAUCGGGGGUAAGAAUUGUCAAUCGGUGACGCAGACCCCGGCGCAUGGAGAGACGUUCAAGAUCGGAGACCGCAUCUCCGUAAAAGCUCUCCAUACGCCUUGUCAUACCCAAGAUAGUAUCUGCUAUUUCAUGCAGGAUGGCGAGGAACGCGUUGUUUUCACGGGUGACACCCUGUUCAUUGCAGGAUGUGGUCGCUUUUUUGAAGGUACCGCCCCGGAAAUGCACAAGGCGUUGAACGAGACGCUUGCUUCUUUGCCGGAUGAUACUAAGGUCUUUCCCGGCCACGAGUACACCAAAGCCAAUGUGAAGUUCUGUCUUGCCGUGUCGCAGUCAGAGCCUAUCAAGAAGCUGCAGGCAUUCGCAGAGCAGAACCAGCAGACACAGGGCAAGUUCACGAUUGGUGAUGAGAAGCUCCAUAACGUGUUCAUGCGCGUCAAUGACCCCGAGAUCCAGAAAAAGACCGGAAAGACAAACCCCGUAGAAGUGAUGGCGGCUCUACGGGAGAUGAAGAAUGCGAUGUGAAUGCGAUGUGAAUGCGAUGUGUAGUGUAUGUACAAAUAGUAGCAUGGGU